AUAUCUUGAUAAAUUAAAGUUGCAAAGAAUAAGUGAGUCACCCAAAAAAAAAAAAAAAAGAUGGCGAAGAGCAACAACCUAAUCGGAUUCCUCAAUUUCCUGAGCUUCCUCCUCUCCCUUCCGAUCAUCGGCGGCGGCGUGUGGCUGAGCAGCCGCGCCAGCAGCACUGACUGCAUGAGGUUCCUCCAGUGGCCGCUCAUCCUGAUCGGCGUCGCCGUGAUGGUGGUGUCGCUGGCCGGCAUCGCCGGCGCCUGCUACCGCAACACCUUCCUCAUGUACGUCUACCUGUGGGCCAUGUUCUUCGUCAUCGCCGCCCUCGUCUUCUUCGUCAUCUUCGCCUACUCCGCCACCGAGAAGGGCUCCGGCCGCCCCGUCAUGAACCGCGUCUACCUCGAUUACUCCAUCCAGGACUACUCCGGCUGGCUCGCCGACCGCGUCUCCGCCCCGGCGUACUGGGCCAAGAUCAGCGACUGCAUCCGCGCCUCCCACGCCUGCCGCCGCCUCCAUAGGUUCGUCGGGGGAGUCCCCGAGUCCCCCGAGCUCUUCUACCUCAGGAAACUCACCCCUAUUCAGUCGGGAUGUUGCAAGCCACCAACGUCGUGCGGAUACACGUACAUGAACGAGACGUUUUGGAUCUCGGGCGGGGGGAUGACGGGAACGGACCCCGACUGCGCGCAGUGGAGCAACGACCAGCAUCAGCUGUGCUACAGCUGCGGCUCGUGCAAGGCCGGCGUAAUAGCCAGCCUCAAGAAGAGCUGGAGAAGAGUCUCCGUCGUCAACGUCAUCAUCCUCAUCAUCUUAGUUUUGGUUUACGUCGUCGCCUUGGCUGCCGUAAGACACAACAACCGGCUCGACGAGCCCCAUGGCGAGACCCGGAUGCAGAAAGCCCGCCCUAGCGUGCUUUUCUGAGGCCGGGCCCGCCCUAAUGAGGAAAGCUUUUCUAGCUAUAAAUCUGUGGAUACUUAUUGUAAGUUAUGUGUAUGUUGUAAGAUUUGUAAUUGUCUUGUUUAAUUUAAUUUAACCUUUGUGAGCUUUUGAGAUAUGAAUAAAUAAUUUGUAUCCAAAAA
Salvia miltiorrhiza (redroot sage) is the source of this 1067-nucleotide messenger RNA. RefSeq names its product tetraspanin-3-like. Gene Ontology annotation, cellular component: plasma membrane; plasmodesma. The transcript is spliced from 2 exons. Bases 61 to 909 code for a protein of 282 amino acids. The record is from RefSeq and is a predicted model, not a curated record. Gene Ontology annotation, biological process: auxin-activated signaling pathway. Lineage: Eukaryota; Viridiplantae; Streptophyta; Magnoliopsida; Lamiales; Lamiaceae.